UCUUAAUUCCGAUUCUUCUUAGCAAAUAAAAUAAACAAAUGAAUAAGCCAACUUACAGCACGUGAUCGAAUACCGCCAGGCUGGCAACCAGCUAGGAAAACCCGACGUGGCAUCACCGAUUAUUUGAAAAAGUGUCAAAAGUACAGGAGCUACUUGCUCGAAUAGAGUUACACAUCUGUAAUGUAGAUUUACCCCUAAAAUCGAACGAUAGAAAUUAGUACAAGGGGCUUCCAGGCAUACGAACCUCUUCUUAAAAUGGUUCGAGUAUCCUUUUUACAUCCUGAUUUGGGUAUCGGCGGUGCGGAGAGGUUAGUCGUUGAUGCUGCGUUAGCUUUGAAGAGGAAGGGUCACGAAGUGAACUUUAUUACCUCACACCACGACCCCGAUCACUGUUUCACUGAAACUAGGGAUGGAACGAUCCCGGUCACCGUCGUCGGAGAAUGGCUGCCGAGAAAUAUUUUCGGCAAAUUUUUUGCCCUUUGUGCUUACGUCAGGAUGGUUUAUGCGGCAAGCUAUAUGUUUUUUCUGGGUGACAGACCUGACGUAGUCUUCUGUGAUUUGGUCUCUGUCUGCAUUCCUGUACUUCGUCUAUACGUCCCCUACGUUAUCUACUAUUGUCAUCAUCCAGAUCAACUUUUGUCGUCGCCUGGUAGCACGUGGAAAUCGUUUUAUCGAGCUCCCCUCAAUUAUCUAGAGGAAAUAACGACAGGACAGGCGGAUAAAAUAUUUGUCAACAGCAAAUAUACAGCAACUGUAUUCAAGGAUACGUUUAAAAGACUGAAUGUGAACCCUGAAGUACUCUAUCCGUCAAUCAAUACGGAAUAUUUUGACAAAACAAGAAUUGUAUCUCUGGAAAGAGCCUUGGACAAAAAGUUACCUGAGGAUAGCAUUAUAUUUCUAUCCAUCAACCGAUACGAACGAAAGAAAAAUUUGAAUCUUGCUAUACAAGCUCUCGCCGAGUUAAAAUCACUCGUCACAGAUGAAGAUUACAAGAGAGUUCACUUGAUCAUGGCCGGAGGAUACGAUAAACGUGUAGAAGAAAAUGUGGAUCAUUACGUAGAAUUGACAGGUUUAGCCGAUGAAUUACAAGUUACGGAGAAGAUCACAUUUCUUCGUUCUCCAUCUGAUGUUAACAAAGUUUCGAUUCUCAACCACUGCAACGCUCUGAUAUACACUCCACCUAAUGAACAUUUUGGCAUAGUCCCUCUGGAAGCAAUGUAUGCAAAAAAAUUAGUAAUUGCCAAUAACUCCGGUGGCCCUACAGAGUCUAUAAUCAAUGGGGUAACCGGUUACCUUGUUGAUUUGUCUGGAAAAGCUUUUGCUGAGAAAAUGGCUAUUGUUGUAAAAGAUAAGACAAUAGGAUUAAAGUUUGGUGAAGCUGGAAAAGAACAUUUCAUAAAAACAUUCAGCUUUAACGCAUUCAGUAACCAAUUAGAUCAGUCAAUACAGAAUUUCAUAGAGAGGAAGAAAUCUAAUUGAAAUCCUUACAUUGGCUUGCUGGGAUAGUUUAAAUAACUGCAAAAACUGGUUAUUGUUGUCUUAAUUAUUAAGGGUAUUAAGCAUUUCACAGGCCGGGUUUUCUAUUUAUUACAUAUUCUUAGAAUUACUGUUUGUACUGAUAUUAAUAAGUUACGAAUAGACUUUAAAACUCACGGAAAUAUUUUUUCUUACUAUUUUCCUGCCCAUCGCGAAUACCGACAUGUACUGAAGACGGAUCAUUUUCCUUAAUCAAGUAAUGCUUCUUUGAAACGGUGAAACAAAGAAUUUGUAUACAAAUGACCGUAGUUUUGGAUAUUUUAUUUUUAUUUAAUAAAAUUUAUUGUUAUUUUAAUCCAGACGUACCUGAACUUGCAAAAAUGAGAGAAGAUAGAAAAGUAUAGCCACGAAUCUUAUAGUCAGAUAACUUCUGAAAGAUUUCAACAUUUUUAGACGGACGAAAAAACAUGGCCACACUUUCUGUAACUUAAUAUAUUUGUUUUAUUUUUAUUUAUUCUUUACCUAUUUUAACAAAAUAUUGCAUAUUAGCUAUUAUCAAUAUUAAUUUUUGGUCUCUAUCCCAUACUGCUACACAGCCUUUAUAACUGGCUAGUUACGAAUUAUUAUUAUCAUCAU
Messenger RNA from Diprion similis, 2112 nucleotides. RefSeq names its product alpha-1,3/1,6-mannosyltransferase ALG2 (gene Alg2). Lineage: Eukaryota; Metazoa; Arthropoda; Insecta; Hymenoptera; Diprionidae. The record is from RefSeq and is a predicted model, not a curated record. Gene Ontology annotation, molecular function: alpha-1,3-mannosyltransferase activity; GDP-Man:Man(1)GlcNAc(2)-PP-Dol alpha-1,3-mannosyltransferase activity. Bases 256 to 1479 code for a protein of 407 amino acids. The transcript has 2 exons.